This is a messenger RNA of Argentina anserina (silverweed cinquefoil), 765 nucleotides long. Its product is annotated as cyclin-A1-3-like. Gene Ontology annotation, biological process: regulation of cyclin-dependent protein serine/threonine kinase activity; mitotic cell cycle phase transition. Gene Ontology annotation, molecular function: cyclin-dependent protein serine/threonine kinase regulator activity. Gene Ontology annotation, cellular component: cytoplasm; nucleus; cyclin-dependent protein kinase holoenzyme complex. The transcript is spliced from 6 exons. NCBI's taxonomy places the organism in Eukaryota, Viridiplantae, Streptophyta, Magnoliopsida, Rosales, Rosaceae. The coding region runs from base 1 to 567 and encodes 188 amino acids. The record is from RefSeq and is a predicted model, not a curated record.
AUGAAUGCCAACUUUUCCAGUAAAUAUGAGGAGAUUCAUGUUCCAGAGGUGAAAGAGUUCUGUUACAUUACGGACAAUACAUACUUCAAGGACGAGAUUUUGCAAAUGGAAUUUGAUGUGUUGGAUCACUUGAAGUUUGAAAUGGCAGCUCCAACAGCUAUGUGCUUUUUGAGGCGGUUUUGUUCAGUUGCUGAAAGAACAAGCUGUGAGGUGCCACCAGUGCUGUUCCAGUGCUUGGCCCACUAUAUUGCAGAGUUAUCUCUUCUAGAAUACUGCACGCUUGGCUAUGCCCCAUCGCUGAUUGCUGCUUAUGCUACUUUCUUGGCCAAAUAUAUACUCUCUCCUUCACAGAAGCCUUGGAAUUCUACGUUAAGACAUUACACAAACUACCGAGCGUCUGAUCUGUGUGAUUGUGUUAAAGUGCUGCAUCACCUAUGUUGUAAUGGCAGUGGUUCUAACUUAGCUGCAGUUCGAGAGAAGUACUGUCAACACAAGUACAAGUUCGUGGCCAAGAAGUACUGCCCUCCGUCAAUACCUCCAGAGUUCUUCCACCACCCGAGCAACUAGAAGUUCACAGUUCGAUGUAUGUUGUUUUUUGUUGAGUUGGUGAGGCUCAUUCCGGUCACACUCCCUAUGCAUAUUGGAUCGCAAGUUACUGUUGUGGGAUAAUCAGUUAGCUCUGAUUCGUAUCGUUCUUCAGAGCUCACCAGAAGCUGGCCUUGUACAAAGAUAGAUUGCGCUUCAAUUGUUCUUGUAUAGAUACUU